GUUCAGAGGAAAUUGAGUCACGCUAAAAUGGCCAAUUUUGCGCUUUUUGUUCCACUCGUCAUCGGCGUGCUGAUGAAACCCUCUACGGUAUCUGGUGCGACUUUCGAUCUCGGAGAAUGCGAAUCCAACUUAUUUCGUCUAUUUAUUUGCCUAAAAUUAGUAGCAUUGUCGGACUUCCAGUAAAGGUUUGCUACGAAUUUAAAACUGUGCCUUCCACCGUAGCAAGAUUGCCGUGAUUAGCCUGUAACUGACGGAUUGAAUAUGGAUACCUCUCCAGCGGUUGUUUAGAUUGUGAUAAGAAGAACCACUGUUGAAUGAUUGCACUCGUAAAAUAUUUACAGGCAGUUUCGAGCUAGUGUCAACUGGAUUGAAUGAGAGAGAGAAAAAAGAGAGCUCAAAUGAAUUCAAUUUGAAGCAAAGUCAAAUGAGUUUUGAAAGGGAAAUUGAUCCAAAUUAUCCAGUUAUCAAGCGCGUUCGGACAUAAAUUGAAAAAUGUCACUUAUGCCUGAAACUUGUUAUAAAAAGCUGAACAGGAAGAUAAUCAAACAGUGUCAGCGAAAUGUCUCGAACUAUAUUACUUUCUUUCUUUUUCCUGUUCGGCUUUUCAGCAGCGAUUAAAAUUGAUCUGCUGAUGGAUUUUCUCAACAUGAAGCAAUCCAAAAUAGUGUUAUUUUUCCUCUGUGAUCCAAAGAAAUCUGUUGAAGUGCAUCGGGCAAUGGGCAAAAAACUAGUUUUCAAUCGAAUUGUAGACAUCAGCGGCGGAUUCCAUAAAUUACCGGAAACAGUUUUGGCUCCCUCCAGCCACGGAAGAACGAUGUGCGUAGUGGACUGCAGUUGUGAACAGUCCUCUUUAGUACUGAAAAGUUUUUCAGAUUUACACUAUUUCAACAUAACUUACAGCUGGUUGAUGUUCGGCGACAAUAUAUCGACCGUCAAUAUGACCAGCUUUUUGUGGGAAUUGAAGUCCAUUCAGAUGAAUUCGGAUCUCACGUGGAUAGAAACCUUUGCAAGUUCUAAUAAGUCUGACAGCUAUUCGUUAAUAGAUGUAUACGCUAAAGGACGCCACUUGUGCAAAGAUAUCUAUCAGUACAAGUAUGCCGAAUGGGACAGUCUUAACGGAAUAGCUGAACAACGAGGAUAUAGUCGGUAUAAAAUGAGGGGCAAUUUCGAUCAACUGCAGCUUCGCGGUGUUACAGUUAUUGAUCGUGAAAAUGUUACAUCGGAUGACGUUGACAGAAUCCUAUCGGUACCUGGAGGGGAACAGGGUGUAGUUGGGUUCGUAAAGUACCACUAUUCACUACUCUGUAUUUUACGCGACUAUCAUAACUUCAGAAUCAAGUAUCGCGUCGUAAAGGGAUGGGCUGGUCGCCUAAAGUCUGGCUAUCGGCUAGGUUUGAUAGGAAUUUUGGCACGAAAUGAAGCGGAUGUCGCAACAACGGCCAUUUUUCAGAGACUCAACCGUCAUGCGGAGUUCGAUAGUAUCCACCAUAGUUGGGAAUUUUCAUCGGGAUUCAUCUAUCGCAUAACACCGCAGCUCAGUGCGUCCGGUGGUGGUAAUUUUUUCAUUCCCUUCGAUGGCAAUGUUUGGAUUACAUCUGCUGUGACGCUGCUGGUUUUAACGAUGGUACUGAAGGCGGUUGGGACGAUCAUUUUCAGAGUAUCAAGAAAUGUUUCGAACGCCUCGCAUGUAAGUUAUUUCAUCGACGUUGUUGCCGCCGUGGCUCAACAGGGGCUUUCAAAUGAGGUAUCUCCUAGAACACCGAUUAGAAUCAUUAUGUUCUCACUGCUUUUCUUGAAUCUUGUGCUAUAUAAUUACUACACGUCUGCUGUGGUCGGAGGUUUAUUGAGUUCCCCUGGAAAAGGCCCCCAAACGAUCCAAGAGAUAAUUAAAAGCCCGCUGACGUUAUCGUUCUUCGAUAUUGGCUACCACAAGGUCUUGUUUCGUGAAACCAAGGAACCCAUAAUCCAAGAGUUGUACCGAAAGAAGUUGCAACCGUCGCGAGAAGGAAUGAACACUAUUCCGGUGUACACCGACGUGAAGACGGCUGUACCGUUCAUCAAGAAGGGUGGUUACGCAUUCCACUGCGAAAUGACCGAAGCAUUCCAGGCUAUUGCGGAUCAGUUCGAUGGAAAUGAGAUUUGCGAGUUACGUACGGCACAAAGUUUAUUUUCAGACUUGAAACUGUUGAGCUUUGUGCUGCCGAAGAGAAGCAUGUACACCGAGCUGUUUAAAAUAACACUGAUGCGGGCCCGAGAAUGUGGUUUGGUGAAGCGAAAUCUGAAAAUUCAUCACAUUGGAAAACCGAUUUGCCAAUCCGGAACUCGAGUACAUCCGGUCGAGUUGACGGGGGUAUCGCUGGCUUUUGUUGUUUUGUUGGGCGGAAUGUUUCUAUCUAUUGUUGUUCUGGUUGCAGAAAAAUUAUUUUGGAAACAAUCUACUAGAAAACUUAAUCGGUUUUAUGUGAACUAAAAAUCCAAGAGCAAUGAGAAAGAGAUGCGGAAAAAAAAUCAUUAGUUUAUUUGUUAGACUGUUACAAAAAGGCUUUGAAUAUUAGAAAAUAUUUGAUGUUAAAAAAAUAAUAAUAAUAUUUUUUCUCUGUUACCCAUAAUUACUCAUUUCGCAUAUUAACUGCCGGAGAAACUCGUUAGCAAUACAAAAUGUUCAGAUUUUGUUUAGAAAGUUUAACGAAAUUUACCCUAAAACAGUUUAGUUCCAGAAAAAAACUGUCUAGAAGCCACAAACGGCCGAUUUUGAAUUUUUGAUGGCACGAGGCUCGGUGAUAGUUGAUGCAUCACAUGUGAAAACGAUACAUUAUAUUUGCAUAACCACAGAAAGCAUGGGCUAAAGUCCUCACAAGUGGCUAAUUAACUAUUUCCGAGUCUUGUACUUUUGAAAAUUUGUAGUCGGACAUUUGUUGUUUCUAUACAGUUCCUCCUGAAGCAGAUGAAGUUAUUUUUGGACAUUUUGAAACUCGUUCGAUCAAAUUUCAUUGAGUUUUGACGAAGACAGAGAAAUUUUACGGCAAUGUAGAAAAAUGAUCCGGGUAAUCAAGGGGACAUUUUGACAGAUCAGUACUCUUUGAUUAGUACUUUUAAUACAAGUUUUGAGGUGAUCAAUUCAACCCCAUUCUGCGGUAUACUAUGAGAAAUAUUUGUAAAGCGGCACAAAGAAAAACUCCAACGCGUUUUCCCUAAACUCGGAGAGGUAGAAUCGAAGUAACAAAGCGCUGUACUUCGAGAAAAUCUCAGGUCAGACUCGAUUUAUCCAGAGUAUGGAUUUUUUUACACGGGAUAAUCUGAAUAUAAAUUACUACCUACAAUCCGGAAAAUCAAACGAAAAUCGAAAAGGACGAUGAUUUUUGGAAAUCCGGUACACGGAAUGCAAGGGUACUACUCGAACCACCACGCGCAAACAUCCUGACUAGAGGGCUGCGGAAGAUUUAUGUGGAGGUUGCAGCUAUCCAGGAGGUACGGUGGCCGAGAAAUCGUGAAUUCUGAGCAUUGUGGAAACUACAUCUACCACAGUAGCGGAGUGAAGGCAGGAAGGGAAGACGGUUUCGUGCUAAUAAUGAAACAGAUAAUAUGUGUCAUUAGAUGAGGCUGAUAAGUGACCUUAACAAAGGCGUUUUUUGGUACACUUUCAUAUUCAUUACCCGAUAAAUUUUCAUCGUAAUACCUUUCAAAAUGCUCGAGAAAUUAUGAACGGAAUGAAUUUUCUUCAUCUUGGCUUUAAAAAAAAAAUCCCCUAAGAAACUGCCAAAAGAUGUUUACACAACUUAUGCAGCAUUUUUCGAGUGAGAACGAGAUACAUGCAGGGCUGCGCAGGUACACCGCGUUCAUGAGCUACUCAAACAGGAUUUUUUUCGGAGGAUGGGAUCAUGCGAGUAGUUCAUUUUUCAACAAAAUUUUUGGAAGAUUUCUCCGUCAGUGUUACGUAUGUCUUUUGCAGGUUGUGCGCUCACCGUCACCAUAGAGCUGACCGACUGACAGCCGUCAGCCUG
This is a messenger RNA of Wyeomyia smithii (pitcher-plant mosquito), 4001 nucleotides long. RefSeq names its product ionotropic receptor 75a-like. The transcript is spliced from 13 exons. Lineage: Eukaryota; Metazoa; Arthropoda; Insecta; Diptera; Culicidae. Bases 560 to 2470 code for a protein of 636 amino acids. The record is from RefSeq and is a predicted model, not a curated record.